AUGGGCGACCUAGAUGGAGCACCAACACAAGCCGAGAUCAAUGCUCAGCUGUUAGGUAACCAUGCUGAACUCCAAGCCACACUGGCCACGGUGACUGAGCAGCUGGGUCAGAUAACAGGGAGAAACCGAGCUAAUGCUCCACAGCCAAGGAGGAGAAACCAACCCAUUCCAGAAGAGCAACAAUCCCAAUCCAGUGAGGACAACUCGGACACUGACCGUACCGAACCGGACGAGCCGCGGUACGAACGGGCUGGGCGUGGGAACCGGCGGGAGUAUCGGGUCCAAGGCGAUGGAAGCCCGAUCCGUAGGAGAUUCCGAGAUGAAGAGGUCGCCUGGCAAGGAGGCAAGGAUCUCAAACUUACUCCUCCGACCUUUGCUGGAAAGGUAGAGCCGGACGCUUACAUCGAAUGGGAGAAGCGCAUGGAGUACAUCUUUGAGUACUACCACUAUACCGAGGCCAAAAAGAUCGCCUUAGCCGCAGCACAGCUGACGGACAAUGCCCUAACUUGGUGGGACAGGGAAGUAGCCGAGGUUGGCAGGGUCUAUAGGAUCGAGACUUGGAAUGAGAUGCGAGCUAAACUCCGAGCAAGGUAUAUUUCCUCUUACUAUCAGCGGGACUUACUAAAACGUUUUCUCAAGUUGUCUCAGGGUACUAGGACCGUGGAGGAAUACUUUGAAGAGUUCGAGGCUCUCAUGAACAAGCUCAGGACGCGCGAAACCGAAGAAGUUAUGAUGGCACAGUUCUUGGAAGGUCUUCAAGACCGCAUCGCUCGCAAGGUGGAGAGGCAGACUUACGUCAACUUCAACGAUCUCCUCCACUAUGCCGUCCUGGCCGAGCAGCACAUUAGGAGGAAGAACGCCUCUAGUGCCAGGAACAAGACGCCAUGGGCUCCAUCCGGAUCCAAAGGAGCUGAGAAAAACAAGUCCGUUGAAGUGGACAGCCGGUUCAAGAAGAAUCAAUCCGACCAGUCCAAGCCAUGCUCAUCCGAACCAGGUAAGGGACCAACUCCAGCCCAAAGAACCCGUGAUAUUACCUGUUACAAAUGUCAGGGAAAGGGGCACUACUCAAGGGACUGUCCGAACAAGCGUGUCAUGAUCCUUAAGGCGGAUGGCGAGUAUGAGUCCCAAGACGAGGUCGAUGCAGAGUCGGCUGUAUCAGGAGAUGAGAUAGUGGACUAUGAUGAGACUGGUGAGCUACUGGUGGUCAGACGAGCUCUCAGUGCCCUCUUUGAUCCAGAGACCGUCCAACGAGAGAACAUCUUCCAUACGAGGUGUAGCGUGGAGGGUAUUGUUGACAAGUUAGGGCUAGCAAAGUCGCCACACCCCAGGCCAUACAAGCUUAAAUGGCUCAAUGAUGAGACGGAGCUUAAAAUCUCGGAACAAGUUGUUGUGCCCUUUUGUAUUGGUAAGUACCAGGACCAGGUGAAGUGUGAUGUGUUUCCUAUGCAAGCCGGACAUCUGCUGUUAGGGAGGCCUUGGCAGUUUGACACGGAUACCAUUCACCAUGGAAGGACUAACACCUACAGUUUCACCCACAACAACAAGAAGCACAGCCUGGCUCCUCUCAGCCCCCAAGAGGUCUACGAAAUGCAGAGAGCCAUGGACCAGUCUGGGCUGUUUAGUUUUGAGGCACCAGAUUGCCCAGCUCAGAUGCAAGUGCUAAUGGACAAGUACAAGGACGUGUUUCCUGAGGAGAUACCAGCCGGCUUACCACCCCUCCGAGGCAUUGAGCAUCAGAUAGACUUUGUACCCGUUGCCCCACUUCCAAACCGAGCCGCGUACCGAGUCAAUCCGGAGGAGGCUAAGGAGCUGGAGAGACAGGUCCAAGACCUCAUGGACAAGGGGUACAUUCGAGAGAGUCUCAGUCCAUGUGCAGUUCCCGUCCUCUUGGUGCCUAAGAAGGAUGUGUUCUCCAAGAUUGAUCUUAGGAGUGGCUACCACCAAGUACAGAUGAAGGAGGGUGACGAGUGGAAGACUGCUUUCAAGACCAAGCAAGGCUUGUACGAGUGGCUUGUGAUGCCAUUUGGUCUUACCAACGCCCCUAGCACCUUCAUGAGGCUUAUGACCGAGGUUCUAAGGCCCUACAUUGGUAAAUUUGUGGUUGUUUAUUUUGAUGACAUAUUGAUUUAUAGUCAGUGCUUAUCCGAUCACAUUAGUCAUGUAGAACAGGGUCUGAAGGUCGAUGAGGAGAAGACCAAGGCCAUCCAAGUCUGGCCCACGCCGACCACUAUUGGGCAUGUACAGGCAUUGGAGCUGUUCUUACUCAAGCAGGCCGACCAGUGGCAUUCUUUAGUGAGAAAUUGA
Molecule: messenger RNA, 2304 nt
Organism: Brassica napus (rape)
Lineage: Eukaryota; Viridiplantae; Streptophyta; Magnoliopsida; Brassicales; Brassicaceae
Exons: 6
Coding region: 1-2304 (767 amino acids)
Molecular function (GO): nucleic acid binding; zinc ion binding
Source: RefSeq, a predicted model, not a curated record